Molecule: messenger RNA, 751 nt
Organism: Lactuca sativa (garden lettuce)
Lineage: Eukaryota; Viridiplantae; Streptophyta; Magnoliopsida; Asterales; Asteraceae
Source: RefSeq, a predicted model, not a curated record
CGCAUUUAAAAAAGUGCACUCCCAAGUUCCAACAUUUUUUGCUGGUCCAGUUGUGCUGGUUUCUGAAUGAAUUACACCUCAGCAGGCAACCAGGCAGCAUAAGGCUGUGAAGAUGGCGUCGCUUUCAAAUGCUAACGCGCAUCACCCCCUGACCACCGCCACGUUUCUUCCGUGAUCCGCCGUCCCUAUACAUUAAAUACCACCUCUCUCUCUCUCUCUCUCUCUCUCUCUCUCUCUCUCUCUCUCUCCAAUGGACCUCAAAAAUCGCUUCACAACUGUUUUCUUGCUCUUCCUCCUCUUCGCCAUGCCUGCUUUCUCCAGAGGUCGGUUGAAGUUGCCUAUCGCAAAAGUGAAUUCGGAGAUUUACGAGAUCGAUUACAGGGGACCGGAGACUCACUCUUACAUGCCUCCGCCGAACGAAUCCGGCGGCGUCAAUACUAACGGUGGUCCGAUGAAACAUCACAAGGCGUCGCAUUCUCGUUCCAAAACGCUAUCAACUGAAAACGCCACAAAAGAGGUGAAGAAGUUUCAUGGAUGAAGAAAUCGGGCAUUGAUAAACCAAAAGUUUGAAAAAUAAGCAUUUUAUUGAUCAUUGAACACAUAGUGAUCAACUUAAACCAUUUUAGAGCAAUAAUUUGGCUGUUUUUCUUUUAACAUUUAUUUGUGCAGUUUAAAUUAUAUUGUUGGAAUUAUUUUCUUUCUUAUUUUUAGUGUGAUGGUUUGAAGUUUUAAAGGGUGUUUAUUAGUACAA